Messenger RNA from Anas platyrhynchos (mallard), 11686 nucleotides. It is a transcript of the gene PRRC2B, whose product is annotated as proline rich coiled-coil 2B. NCBI's taxonomy places the organism in Eukaryota, Metazoa, Chordata, Aves, Anseriformes, Anatidae. Gene Ontology annotation, biological process: cell differentiation. The record is from RefSeq and is a predicted model, not a curated record.
GCCGCCCCUCAGUCGCCUGGCCGGCGGGGCUCUGCAGGCGGCGCUGUGCCCUCCCGGGCGGGAUUGACAGGCCGGGCCGAGGGAGGAGGAGGAGGUGGAGAAGAAGGAGGAGGAGGAGGAGGAGGAGGCAGCGGCAGCGAGAACCCGUAUCGCCCCGCCGCCGCCGCGCAAUCCGCCGCCAUCCGCCUCGCCCCGCGCCCAUCGCCCCUCGGCACCCGGCUCCUCAGGCGCUCCCGGCUCCCCGCCACCCCCACAGGCAGAUCGGGAGCGGCGCAGAGAAAUUUCCUUACUAGAUGACAUUUCAUCGCAAUGUCCGAUCGUUUGGGGCAAAUAACCAAGGGAAAGGAUGGGAAAAGCAAGUACUCAACUCUCAGCCUGUUUGAUAAGUAUAAAGGAAAGUCAAUAGAAGCUAUCAGAACUACAGUUAUUCCUAGACAUGGCUUACAGAGUCUUGGGAAAGUUGCUGCUGCCCGGCGCAUGCCACCUCCUGCAAACUUGCCUAGCUUGAAGUCUGAGAACAGAGGAAACGACCCCAACAUCAUUAUAGUACCCAAAGACGGUACAGGAUGGGCAAACAAGCAGGAUCAGCCAGACCAAAAGAGUUCCAGUGCGACGGCUGCACAGCUGCAGGAGUCGCUGCCGCAGCAGGGUUUGCAGAAAUCUGUCUCCAAUUUACAGAAGCAGACACAGUCAAUCACUCAGGAGAGUACAAAUUCAGUGCCAGGUGGACCAAAGUCAUGGGCACAGCUGAAUGGAAAGCCAGCAGGACAAGAAGGUGGUUCAAGGGCCUCAAGCCGACUGUUAUCCUUCUCUCCCGAGGAAUUUCCGACGCUGAAAGCAGCUGGCGAGCAGGACAAGGUUGGCAAAGAAAAGGGCGCCUUAGAUCCGUCGUAUGGGCCAGGACCAAGCCUCCGCCCCCAGAAUGUCACCAGUUGGAGGGAGGGCGGUGGGAGGAACAUCACCUCUGCCACAUCUCUGACCGCCUCCCCUGCUGAGCUGGGCAGCAAGACCUCGACCACCGGAGACGGAGCCCCCUCCUCAGUGAGUGCCAGCGAUCCGAAGGAGCCGUCUCUCCGCCCAGCUCAGCCUCUCCGUAAAGGGGCUUCGCAGUUCAUGGGAAAUGUCUACCAACCACCUACGUACCAUGACAUGCUACCUGCUUUUAUGUGUCCACAACAGCCACCUGAGACCCCUGCAUCGCUGGACCGAGGGUCUUUCCCCCUUCCUCAAGUUCGGCUUGAGCCUCGUGUCCCUUUCAGACAAUACCAGAUGAAUGACCAGGAUGGAAAAGAGAACAGGCUUGGCCUGUCCCGCCCAACACGUCCAAUGCGGCAGGGAGAGCGAGCACCUCGGCCCACCAUUAUCAACGCAGAGAACCUGAAGGGGUUGGAUGAACUAGACAACGAUGCAGAUGAUGGGUGGGCAGGUAUUCAUGAUGAAGUGGAUUACUCUGAGAAACUCAAGUUUAGUGAAGAUGAGGAAGAGGAAGAAGUUGUUAAAGAUGGACGACAGAAGUGGAACAGCUGGGAUCCCAGAAGGCAGCGACAGUUGUCCCUGAGCUCUGCAGAUGGUGCAGAUGUCAAACACACCUCCGAGGAAGGAAAGAACUGGGGCGAGUCAGUUGGCUUGUCCCGGACAGUCAGGAAAGUGCAGGAUUCACAGCCACCUCCAAGGAAGAUGAAUGGUUGGAGCUCUUCAUCUGAAUACCAGAAGCCCUCCAUGGGAAGUGUUCUCAGGCAGCAGUCCCUCGAGGAUAAAGAAGAAAAAGUGCCACUGAGACAGAAGUUUGUGCACUCUGAGAUCUCAGAGGCAGUUGAGCGAGCCAGGAGGCGACGGGAGGAGGAAGAGCGGCGAGCCAGGGAGGAACGUCUGGCAGCCUGUGCUGCAAAGCUGAAACAACUUGAUCAGAAAUGCAAACUGGCUCAGAAGAAUGGGGAGACCCAGAAACACACAGAGAAUGAAGACCUACGACCCCCAAGCACAGAAAAAAGUGCCGUGCAAGAGAAUGGACACACUUUCCGUAGAGCAACCCCUGAGUUUCAUGCACAGGAUGUCUCUGUUGGCUAUCUGGAAGAGGAGACUCCUGCCCCAGCAGCAGCCGCCCAAAGCAGCAGUGAGGAGGAGCUCAGAGAAGCUCCCUCCCCAGCACAGGAAUUCAACAAAUACCAGAAGUCUCUUCCCCCACGAUUCCAAAGACAACAGCAGCAACAGCAGCAGGAGCAGCUGUACAAGAUGCAUCACUGGCAGCAGCCGCAAGUCUAUCCUCCCCCAUCCCAUUCCCACCCCCAGCGGACAUUCUACCCACCACACCCCCAGAUGCUUGGCUUUGAUCCUCGCUGGAUGAUGAUGCCCUCCUACAUGGACCCUCGUAUGGCCCAGAGUCGCACCCCUGUGGAUUUCUACCCUUCAGCCCUUCACCCUUCAGGAAUUAUGAAGCCCAUGAUCCAGCAGGACUCCAUCGGUGGGAGCAGCUGUCGGUCUGAAGAUCAGAACUGUCAGGCAGGGCAGGCAGAAAGGAAAGCUGCUCCCAUGGACCCUGUGCCGGUGUGGGGCCAGGAGAGCUACACAUCUCUGCAGAGCAAAGGGUACUCCCUGUCACAUCAGAAACAGGCUGACAACAUCACCAUGGAGGGGCUGCAUGCCAGGAACGACAGCUCUUACUCUGCCUCUCCUGGAAGGCCAGAGAGUCUGAGCACGCAGCGAGAUCUCUUUGAGGAGAGAGGGGAGGAGUACUUGAAUGCUUUUGACAAGAAGGCCCAAGCAGACUUUGACAGCUGCCUGUCUUCACAGAGGCUAGGCCAAGAUCUCUUGUUUCAGCACCAGGAGAACGUGCAGGAAACCUGCCCUGGCAGCCGGCACGCAAACCUGAGGUGUUCACCGCUCGAGCCUGAUUUUAUCCAAGCAGAGAAGAAGCCUGAGUAUAACGGCUGGGAUAUCAGCCACCAUCAGAAACCCUCAGAAACUACAGCGGAAGUUGCUGAAGAAGCUCCCAGGGAUGAGCAGUCGUUCAGUGCUGACCCGUGGAAGAAAGAAGGAGCUAAUACCAAACAGCCUGCUGAGGAGACGACGGAGUGGACCCCUGAAAUCCGAAACACAAGUGGUCAACAGCAGGAGCAAACUGGGAGGACACGACGAUCAGGCCCGAUUAAAAAGCCAGUCCUGAAAGCCCUCAAGGUGGAGGAGAAGGAGAAGGAGAUGGAGAAGGUUAAACUGGAGGGAGAGGACACCUCACGCUCACUGAAGGAGAAGGCAGCUGUUCAGAAGGUGGAAAAUGAAUCAGACGAUGCUACAACCUUGCUGAGCUCCACGCGUUACCUGCUGGAUGACAAAGGUUCUUCCCAAGCCAGCCUUGCUCGAGAGGCUGAGAAGUCGCAAGAGGAAGAGGAGGAGGAAGAGGAGGAAGAGAAACCAGAAAGAUCCUGGGAGAACAAGCUGUCUAGAGAGUCCAGUGAUCUCCCUCCCACGAAAAGAAACAACUGGAUCUUCAUUGAUGAGGAGCAAGCCUUCGGUGGGAGAGGUCAAGGGCGGGGGCGAGGGAGAGGCUUCAGGGAGUUCAGUUUCAGAGGCCGCGGCACUGUUGUGAGCACUCGGGGGGUCUACAACAACCAGCGGAGCAGCCGAGGGCGAGGGCUUCGGGAGUUCAACCAGCCUGAAGAUUUCCCCAGAGGCAAGCCAAGGCGCCGCAUUGCAAGCGAGACCCAUAGCGAAGGGUCGGAGUACGAGGAGCUCCCGAAACGUCGCCGACAGAGGGGCUCAGAAAACAGCAACGAAGGCUCCGUGCUGGACAGGGAAGACAGCGAUUUGAAGAAGGGAGACUUCAAAGAGUCGUGGAGGUCCAACAAAAUCUAUUCAGAUGAUCACACUAGUCUGGACCCUAAGAUGAGGGCCCCGAGAGCUUUCGGGAGGUCACUGCCACCAAGACUGAGCAACUCCGGCUACGGGCGAAGGGGUUUCAUGGGUAAGGAGCCCACCCAGUGGCAAGGCAGGAGCGGGGGAGCGGGGUGGCAGGAGUACAGCCACACCUCUCCGUCGGAUGCUUUUGGGAGCAGGCAGCAGUCUGACAGGGACUACAUCCAGGAUUCUUACAAGCACGUGGAUUCCUUCUCCAGCCGGGUUUUCGAGGAGAGUCAUCUGGAUGACAAGAGGCACUUUUUCCAGGAGGAUUACUCGGCGGAUCAGGAGAACAUAGAGAACAGGCCCUUCCGCAGGCGGCGUCCCCCGCGCCAGGACAAACCUCCACGAUUCAGGCGCCUGAGGCAGGAGCGGGAAUCGGUCGGGCAGUGGAACCCCGAGGAGGGAGCCCCCAACCUGCUGCCCAGCCAGUGGCCGGGAAGACCCAAGCUGCCCACGGCGGAGAAGAGCAGCAUCUCGGGCAGGCGGUCUCCUGAGCUGUCCUACCAGAACUCCUCAGACCACGCCAACGAGGAGUGGGAGACAGCUUCUGAGAGCAGUGACUUCAGCGAGCGGCGGGAGAGGCGAGACGGAGUUUCGGAGGGUGAAGGGCAGCUUGAGGGCGGCCUCGGGAGCGGUAGCUUGGGAGAGAAGAGAGAGCUGGCGAAGAGGAGCUUCUCCAGCCAGCGGCCGCUCGUGGACAGACAGAGCCGCAAGGCUGAGCCGGCAGGCUACGUGGAGCAGUCGGUCAGGAGUGGUGUAGGAGCAGCCUCUCGAUACGAGAGCCAGCAGAACGGGACGCUGAUCAAAAGCAAAAGAUCUCCAGAAGAAGGAGGAGGCCUUGGGAACACCAGUGGUGGAAGCAGCCACUCCAUUUACAGCCUGGAUAGGGCUUCCCAUGCUAACUCAGAGAGUGCUGAAGGGCCGGGUAAAAAGCCAGAGAAGGAGCCCAAAUCCACUGCACAGAGAGCAAGCGAGAAGGGAGAGGUGUUGUCACAGUUCGAACUGAAUUAUGGAAGUACCAUCAUUGAUAAUCGGGUGUCGAGCACAGCGGAAGAGAAUGAAGUAGGUUCAAUGGCAGGUGAAGGCUUCAUUGAAGUUCUUACCAAAAAGCAGCGCCGUUUGCUGGAAGAGGAACGGAGAAAGAAGGAACAGGCUGCUCAGGCACCAGCUAAGGCCCGCGUCCUUCAGUCUCGCAUUCCUCCUCGAUUUGCUAAGAAGCAGAACAGCUUGUGCUUGGAGCAAAGUGAUGUAACAGUGUCUGGAAACAGCCUGGGCACGGAGAUCUGGGAGAGCAACAGCCCAGCUCUUUCCGUUCAGUCUCCUGGAAGUGAUUCCUGGAGCAAGCCUGUAAAUACCUUUAAUGGUACUGAAUCUAGCUCCGCUGAGCAGGGUUUUAAAGGCAGCCAGGGGGAUAGUGGCAUUGACUUGAGUGCGGAGUCUCGGGAAUCCUCCGCGACCUCCUCUCAGCGCAGUUCUCCAUAUGGCACCCUCAAACCAGAGGAGAUGAAUGGGGCUGGCCUGGUGGAUCCAAAGCCUGACUGCCAGAAGGAGCAAGUGCAGAAGCAAUCUGAUAAAAAGGAUUCAGAUCAAGGCUCAGGACAGAACAAGGAACACAAGCCUGGACCAAUCGGCAACGAACGCUCCCUGAAAAACAGAAAGGGUUCGGAGGGAACGGAACGGCUGGAAGGGAAUAUUCCCCCUGUUAACGGGGUGGAAAUUCACGUGGAUUCUGUACUUCCUGUGCCACCCAUUGAAUUUGGAGUAAAUCCUAAAGACUCUGACUUCAGCUUGCCACCUGGUUCUGCUUCUGGCACUGCAGCUAACCCUGUCACCAAAUUGCAGGAUGCCUUGGCCAGUAAUGCAGGGUUAACGCAGUCCAUUCCCAUUCUGCGAAGAGAUCAUCACCUCCAACGGUGCAUUGGCCUGAACCCAAUGUCCUUCCCCACUGCAGACCUUACUCUUAAGAUGGAGUCUGCCCGUAAAGCUUGGGAGAACUCUCCUAGUUUACCAGAACAGAACUCUCCAGGAGGUGCAGGCUCGGGCAUCCAGCCUCCUUCCAGUGUUGGAGCUUCCAAUGGUGUCAGCUACAGCUCUUUUGGUGGAGUUUCUAUGCCUCCUAUGCCUGUGGCGUCCGUAGCACCUUCUGCAUCUAUUCCAGGUAACCAUAUUCCACCCCUGUAUCUGGAUGGCCAUGUGUUUGCAAGUCAGCCCCGCCUGGUUCCUCAGACAAUACCUCAGCAGCAAAGCUACCAACAGGCUGCUGCUGCUCAACAGAUUCCCAUUUCCCUCCACACAUCCUUACAGGCCCAAGCUCAGCUUGGCCUGAGGGGUGGUCUGCCUGUUUCCCAGUCCCAGGAGAUGUACAGCUCCAUACAGCCCUUCAGGUCUCAGGUGUACAUGCACCCCAGUCUGUCUCAGCCCAGCACGAUGGUCCUGACAGGAGGCACUGCUCUGAAGGCUCCGUAUUCCGCCUUCCCAGGCAUGCAGCCCUUGGAGGUGGUGAAAACCCAGUCUGGGUCCCCCUAUCAGCCCAUGAACGGAAGCCAGGCACUGGUUUACGAAGGCCAGAUAAACCAGGCAGCUGGGAUGGGAGCCUCCCAGAUGAUGGACUCUCAGCUUACACAGUUAACAAUGCCUGUGCCUGGCUCCCAGCUUCCUCUGCCCCGCUAUGGCUCUGGCCAGCAGCCCCUGAUUCUACCGCAGUCCAUCCAGCUUCCUCAGGGGCAAAACCUGCCUGUAGGAGCUCCCCGAAGAAUUCUCCCUCCUGGAUCGCAGCCUUCAGUUCUUGCUACCAGCAGGGAGUCCUCCCAAAUGGAAAUGAAAGGGUUUCAUUUUUCUGACGGUAAACAGAACAUGUCCUCCGGAGGGUCUGUACCAUCACCACAUGCAUACAGAAUUUACUCCAUGAAUAUUGUCGACUCUUCGAUUUCCAGGCCUAGCUCUGCCAGCCCAAAUGGGAAGCCGUCUGGACCAGCAGUUAGUAUGGGCUCGGUGCAAGGACACUAUGUACAACAGGCAAAGCAGCGGGUGGAUGAAAAUAAAGCCAAUCUGGGAGCAGUAAAGCUGCAAGAAACAGCAUCCACAAACCAGAUGAAGCCAGUGCGCACAGGAGCGAUCAAACCUCAGGCAGUAAAAGUGGAGGAAAGCAAGGCCUAGGAGCACCUCUGAUGCCCAGCUGGUCCUGAGAGGCACUGUAGCUAAGACUGGACCCCACUGGAUCUCCUGAAAACUUCACCAGACCUACUCCCCGCCCCACACUGACUGACUACAGCGACAUCAUCCGAGUCCCUCUUCCAACAAAGCAGUUUGAAACAGUGGAUAUGACAUUGACCUGCUUGCUUUAAAACAAACCAACCGUGUGACUUUUAAGUGGCUCGAGCCUUUUCUUUUUUUUUUUUUUUUGCCCCAUGCACAGGUAGCUGUGAUAGCUCACUUGGCAAAGCCCAUCCUUCUCCUUCCCUACUUCUGUCUAAGCAGAGUGGCAACUGGGGGAGAGGGGUUAGUUUGAGGUUUUUCAUUUUAAAGGCAGCUGAGGUUUUUACAGAGAAAAAAAGAAGCUAUAUCCUUGUUUAUAGCAGAACUUUUAUAUGUUCUAUCACUUUUUCCCCCCCUUCUUUCUGCUUUCCCCAUUCCUUCCAGAAAAUAAGUCCGUUUAACUAAAAUUAUGUUCUGACAGAACCCUCCCUAGUUUUUAUACAUGGUUCUGUGCUAUGCUUAGAAUCAAGACUCCUAAACUGAGUUGGCUUAAGUGUUUUUUUCCCAGAUGAUCUAACCUUUCAGAUUAAGUGGAAAAACAAAAGGAAAAAAAAAAAGAAAACAACACAGGACAGUUAUGGCAUUCAUUAAUUUUUCAGUAUUUUUGUUUUAAGCUAGAAGCAGUGCUUGCAUUAGAAAUCUGUACUGAAGGUAUAUAGUAAGUCAGUACAUUCAUCUUGAAACUUGCACCACUUUAACUGUAGCUUUGGGGUGCCUUGUGCACAACAAAAUGUGGCAUUUUCGUUUUAAGGAAAAGCACCAAAAUUUCUGUUGCAAGCUCCUCUGGAUCUGUUUUUUUGUUUCAGAUUUUAUUUUAGUGACUGCCAAACACGCAGUGAAAUGUAAAUCAUGGAUUUACAAAAUGUAAAAUCUUCUAAGCGAAAUCUCCUCAUCGCACAUGGGUCAGAAGAGUUGGCUAGCACCAACGGGUUUGUUUGGACUACUUUUUGUAGUUGUGAUGCUCUCUUAUGCUCCCUACCUUGGCCGCUCUAAUUCUUCGUGUCUCCUGAGACUUGUUCUAUAUUGAGCUCAUCCCUUGGGGCUGCUCUCCUAAGCUUUGUUCUUCUCCCUCUUCCCUUAGGUCGGUCUUUCUGUUCCUGUCAUGGCCUCUUGUAAAAUUUGCAUAGAAACGCAUUAGUAAGGGAGCCCCUCUGCAAGGCAGCCUUUUUAGCACACUUGGAACCUCCUUUUUUCGGUUGGAAGCGCAUGGUUACAGAGCCAGUUUGGAAUCAUCCUUUUGAUCUCCUUCCCCAGGUGAACAGCAAAGGGUUCUUUAGUUUUGAUGUAAUUGCAUAUAGCACAUACACGGUGUCACAACCUUACACUUCCUCACCAGUAUUUGAUGGUAUAUGAAAGGAGGGUCCCGGUGGGAGUGGGUUGGGUUUUUAUUUCUUCGGUUAUUUGGUUUUCGGUUUGUGUGCUGCGUGUGUGUGCGCGUGUGUAUGUAGAUUUUAGGAUGGACUUGCAAGUUCCUGAAGGUGCUUGGAGUCCUUCAGCUGAUUGUAGUCUUAAGUAUCAGCUACUUUCAGCUAACCUGGUUUGUGUUGUUUAGCUCUUUCAAAAUGUGAAGUAGGCUGGUCACUCUGAAAUGAUGGAAAGAAAACUUCAUUUCCACAGUAGGUGAUAGCUUGCUAACUGGUUGUGCCGUCAGCAUCUGCUAGAUGGCAGCAAGUCAUUUGUUGGUGGUUCCAAAGAAGAUAUUUUGAACAAAGAAUGUAUUUGGGAAGGGAUCUGAAAGGUGUUCUUGUUUCUUUUCUUGUUGCUUUUUUCCCCCUUUCUUGGAAAGAUCCUUCAUAACUUUCUAGGGAUGCAUUUGAAGUUUUAAGCUAGGUAUAAAUAAGAAUUUUAUACAGUAGCUUUAAAAAGAGCUUAGAAACCUAAACUAACUUAGAAAUAGUAUGUUCCCUCUCCACAGGUGUCCCCGUUGACUGUGGCAGAGAACCUGAAGGGAAAGGGAUAGGAUGGUACUUUUAAGGAAAAGUAAGAGCUCUUUUUUUGUUCCUCAUGUUUUAUGGAUUUUUAACUUCAGAGCAGUGUGUGCCAGAGUACCUCCCUAGAGUACAGGGUUUGAGAUUAAGCGACAAAUAUUUCCUUAGCUUUCAAACAUCUCCCAGACCUGCUUCCUCAUCUGCUAGUCCUGCUCCCGACAUUUUCCAAAGAUUGCUCCACUAGUAAGUCAUCCCACCCCCCUUUUUUAUUUUCUUCCUUGGAAUAUCAUGAACAACAGAAUUGUCUUUAAUUCUUUUUUUUAUUAUCCUCCUGCCCAGCUGGCCCUAGCUAAUAUCAGCUCAGAAUCUAACUGUAAUGGCUAAAGAGACUUAUCCAGGCUCCCUUCUUCUCAUCUCUUUCCUACCCUAAACACACUACUUAAGCUUUACAAAGACACUAACCUCUUUCCUCCCACCUAUAUGACUUUAAAAUGGUCAAAUGUGUUGGAGAAACUGGGUUAUUGAUAGAUGCAAGAUAUUGCAGUCCCUCUGGUGUAAAUGCCAUCAGAACUACGAUACUUCCUGUUGAAAAAGGUCACCCUUCUUUCUAACUCCCCCCAUCCUUCCCCCAACAGAAUAAAACACUAGAAUUUAUUUAUACGUAUUUGAUGUUGUAGGUCUAGGUGAAAAAGUAAUUGUUUCACUGCUCUAUUUAUAUAUUAUGUCUGAAUUAUUCUGUGCAGGAAAGGCCAAGAAAUGCAUGUGAGCUUCAUUCCAUUCCUCUCCUUUGCGUGACUGUCAGCUGCAGUUGGCAAGACGCUCUUUCACUUAAUGGAGUUUUGUGUGUUGGAAAGCAGUUUUAGAGCCCAAAUUUCUAAGGUGCAAUAUCCUUCUCUGGCAUGUGUUUUUGUUUAAAGCUAGCUUGAGGUUACUGCAUUUUGCAGUGCUCUCAUGUCGCAAGGAAGGUCUCUGAUCCUCAAUGUGCAGAAAUGCAGGGGUGCUGGUGCACUGAUUAAAAGGUCAGCUUGGGGAAGAGGAGAAUGGAGAUGUACUGAAUGUUGAGAUGGUUUAUAGGGGGAUACUUCUGCUUGCCAUCUAUAUUGCUGAAGGGUAGGGUCCUGAUGAUUUAUUCCUUUGCGAGUUGCUUUUGCUUUUACUGGAAAUCUGGUACUAAAUUGCAGGCUCCUGCUGGAAGGGUGCAGUGUGCAGUGGGAGGGAGAGGUAGGAUCCAUAUUUUCAGCAAAAAUGGGUGAGGCAGAAAUAUUCAGAGACUGACUUUACUGCUUUUUGUGCAGAUGAAGGCCUGAAGCACAUGCGUAACCAGCUCUGUAUGCAGUGAUUCACGGCCUAGCAGCUGCGUUCAGUGCUGCUUUCCUCUCAGCUCAGCCUGCUUUUGGCUCUUGAGAGAGGAAAAAAAAAACAGGUUAGGGGAAAAAAGCAAAUCAGAGGUGUAAGCAGCACAGUCACCAGUGAAACAGGUAUUGUUGAUCUCUCAUAAUUCACUCCUGGCUCUGCCAGGUGACAGCUCUACAGUCAGUAGUCAGUCCCUCUGAAUGUGUUUGCAGCCCAUUGAACUCCACAUGUGUUCGUGCUCAUGCAGAGAGGCACUCCAUUUAACAGUUUCCUUGCAAGAAUGCUGCAAAGCUACAAGCUGCCCUGUGGUUCCUGUGUAUUUAUAGAUAUAUAUGAAAAAACGAGCUUAGCAUUUUUGCUAUGUCUCACCUUCUGGCAGGCUACUAUAUUCACUUUGAAGCGAGCACCACUGCAUGCGAAGGUCUUGUUCUGUUGCGUUUUGUUAACCUUCUGUUUUGCUUCUGGCUAGUUAAGCACAGGUUAAUUCCUUGUAGCGUGGGUUAUUUUCGAUGUACAGCAGCCUGGUUUCCUUACAAGAGAGAUGCACUUGUAAGAAUUACCUUACAACAGGCAUCGGGAUACUUGGUUGUGGCCCGGCAGUAGGAAACGAGAAUUUUGCUGAAGCAGACUGCUGCCUGUGAUGCGACAGCAGCGAUCCACCUGCGUUUAUUUGUUUUAUUGUUGUUUUGAUCCAAAGACCACCACAUUUUCCUAGCGGCUGCAGGCACCCACUUGUGUUUGCUGUGUCCCCGCCAGCUCAGGAGGGCUGCGGCCGCCCCCGUGACCCUGGAAUCACAGCAGCAGCAGCGAGGCGCUCCCCCCUUAGCAUGUCUCAAGGCGUCGUCCUUAGCUGGAAUCCUUCCUCUGGUUCUGUAUAAAUUGCAUUUGUUGUUUCUCAAGGGGAUAUUGUACUCCUUACAGCUUUUAACCUCAUGACCUGUAUAGUAAAUCUUUUUUGGCCUUUCCUCUCUUUGUCUUUUCAUGUAGACCAGAUAUUUGAAAGGGCAGACGAUGGAUAAUUGUGUAACGUGCAACCUGUUUAUAUUUUUUGGAAACUUUUACUUGGACCGGAACUCGAAUCACGGCAUCACCAGGCCAGUUGCGGCACACUCUUUAUUGCCCUUUUUCCUCGUUUCAGUACCUAUUGUUUCUCCUUUCAAAUAUGUGAUUGUAUUAGCUCUUUCCAUAUGAAAGAAUUCUCCUUAUUUAAAUAAAAAAAUUAAAAAAAAAAUAAAGCAGGUUAUGCUUUUCUCAAA